ACGUCAAAAGUCCUCCAUCUCCAUCAAUUCCUGCUUCGGCGAGCGAUUCUGAAAAACUUUUUCGAUUUUCCCACGGCUCGUCUAGGAUUUUCCUGAAGCGAACGAAAAUGCUUUCCCGGGCGGUGCUUUUGUCAGCGGCCAAGCAGCCUGCCGCACUCGUCCUGGCCCGUGGUGCUGCCAGCCAGACCGCGAACCGUCCGCAGCGCCCGGAGCAUGGUGGCAAAGUUCGUCUCGGAUUCCUGCCGGAGGAGUGGUUCACCUUCUUUUACAACAAAACUGGCGUUACGGGUCCGUACGUUUUCGGUGCCGGUAUGCUGACCUACCUUUGCUCCAAGGAAAUCUACGUCAUGGAACACGAAUACUACAACGGUCUCUCGCUGGCCAUUAUGGUUGUGUUUGCCGUCAAGAAGUUCGGUCCGGCCUUGGGCGCCUACCUCGAUAAGGAGGUCGACAAAAUCGAAGACGAAUGGAAGGAAAGCCGCGAUAGCAACAUCCUGCAGCUGACGCAGGCCAUCGAGGAUGAGAAGAAGGAGCAGUGGCGCGCCGAGGGUCAGACGAUGCUGAUGCAGGCGAAGAAGGAAAAUGUGGCGCUACAGCUGGAAGCCGCAUACCGCGAGCGUGCCAUGAACGCUUACCGUGAGGUGAAGAAGCGUCUGGAUUACCAGGUCGAACGCCAAAACGUGGACCGUCGCAUCUCGCAGAAGCACAUGGUUGACUGGAUCGUGAACAAUGUGGUCAAAUCGAUCACGCCCGACCAGGAGAAGGAAAACCUGAACAAGUGCAUUGCUGACCUGGGCGCGUUGGCUGCCAGAUCGAAGUAAAUGCUUUCCUUUUGUUUCCGUUCCGUUUCGGACGGGCGGCUCAUGGUGUGAAGAUUUGUUAGAAUGUGCAACUGAUGAAACCGGAACCUAUCCGCGAGGGUAGACGCCGUUUAUCGAUGUAGCUCCCACAGCAGCGGCAACAGCAGCGUGUACAAGUAAUAAACGAUAUCGAUAUUCGAA
Messenger RNA from Anopheles darlingi, 1001 nucleotides. It is a transcript of the gene ATPsynB, whose product is annotated as ATP synthase subunit b, mitochondrial. The record is from RefSeq and is a predicted model, not a curated record. Gene Ontology annotation, biological process: proton motive force-driven ATP synthesis. Gene Ontology annotation, molecular function: proton transmembrane transporter activity. NCBI's taxonomy places the organism in Eukaryota, Metazoa, Arthropoda, Insecta, Diptera, Culicidae. The transcript is spliced from 3 exons. The coding region runs from base 108 to 821 and encodes 237 amino acids.